AUGUCUGCAAUGAAGAAACGAGCACCCAAGGCGCCUCAAAGGCGCGACCCUCUGGCAGAACUGCGCAUGUCAAACAUGGUCAUCUCGAAGCCUUUCCUUCCGGUCGAACUGAUUUCACAGAUCGUGGACCACCUGAGUGCUGUCGACUUGAUUAGCGUCGCACGAGUGUCACGGAAGAUGCACGAGAUGGUCUACGACGAUACACGCUGGGUACAACGGCUUCAGAGGAUGGGUGUUUGGCAUGACAACGAAGCCAGAAGAACAGGUGGUGCGGUCAAGCCGACCUCCGAGUCUCGACGCACUCCCACAAUAGAUCGUUCUUUGGUGAAUGGGAAGGGCAGACCUCAAAUACAUAUCAACGGACAUGUACCGACUGACCCCAAGCUGGUACAGGAUCGAGCAGUCGAUGGCUUCGAUACAGUAUCCUUGUCGAGUCCACUGUACGACAAAAAUAGCCCGGGAGACGCCAUGACAGUCCUGAAGAAUGUGCACUCGUCGCGUGGUCAGGCAAGGCAAGAAUAUGGGAAAGUGCAUAAGCUCUUGUAUCCUUACUUUCGGGAUGCGCUGAAUGCAACUCGUUUUGACCGAACACUAGUCGUGCAGGAGUUUUCAUUACCUCAACACAGGGCUGAAAUGUUCUCAAACAUCAGAACCUUUGCUAAGAGUGACGUAUCUUUGGGUGCUAGCAAACGCGAGCAGAAACUUGCAGACCUUAUCUCUCAAUUUGCUACAGCAGCUCUUCUCGAGUUUCGGUCCGGCUACGAAUACAAGGACAUCAAGGGUCGAAUGAAGCAGUAUGCUGUCGUGAUGUAUAUCUUGGACGGUGGAAAGAGUGGUGUGGAUUUGUUCUUAAAUGAUAACAGACUGAUAGCGAAUAAGUCUGAACUUGGUUCAGUCUCUGACUGUGUCGAUUACUCACUAGGUUCUGGUCAGCUUUCACUGGAGCGAGUGCAAGCCUACUUCGACAGAUUAGGAGAUGCCUACCAGCGCGAAGCCGCUGUUAUCAAAGAAGUGUUCCCACAGUCUACCGAAGUCUCUUUACUGUAUCUGGAGAAGAUUGGUGAGGAUAUCCUUGCACCCUUCUUGAGUGCUCUAUUCGCUGAUGCUCGGACGCGAAACACUUCUGUCUAUCUGCGUGUAAUUUCUGGCAGUCUUCACGCAACGAGCAAAUUCGUGCAAGAUUAUGCCUUGCCUAAAAAUGCAGAUGAGUUAACAGUAACUCGGGCAAGCAAUGUCCUGGUCAGACUAUUCGCCCCACAUCUCCAGCUAUAUCUCGAAGAAGAGAUGGCAUUCUUCAGGCAGAAAGCAGAUAGCGAGGUUGUGAGAUGGGAUAGAGACUUGAGCGAACAAGCCGCCUCAACAGAGAGCUUUCUCAUGUCCAACAUCAAUCGACAAGCUGACAAGAAAGACUUCAUGUCCUCUUUCAAGAAAGUCGUUAUGAUGCCUGUCAGCAUCCUUCCCUCCUUUGUAUCUGCAAGGCCUGCCAUACAGCGUACAGACAGUAGCCCUGGCACAACGCCUCGUUCUACAAGUCCCUUGCCACAAAGCCUAUCGUCGUCUUUGCCGAACAAAGCACCCUCUGAUGAGCUGGCAGCGAAAGCCGCUCUCAUGACCUCGCGGCUCGAUAACAUCAAAUCUCUCUUUAGCAUCGACGUGGCGUUGAACCUUAUCCACGCCGCCAAAUCAUCACUUGAGCGUGCAGCACAAUUCAUAGCACUCGGCGGGCCACCCGGCGAUAUCGCUCGCGAGAAGUGUUCGGAAAUAUACCUCAUCCUCAUUGACACGAUCGGCAACAAACACGUCAAGACAGGGUUCGAACGAGCAAUCAGACAUCUUUCUGCCUACAAUCCACGAGCACAAACACCCGCAUCCACGGGCGCCCACCAAGGACCUGUCGUUGCACCACUAACCACUUUCCUAGAGCUAGUCAAUGUCGGUGACCUGAUCCAACAAAUGCUGGACGUCUUCUUCGAGCAGGAAAUCGUGCGCAUGGGCAUCGCUAAACGAGACGAUUUCAUUUCACCGCCCGUCAAGGAGAAGCGCAAAUUCGAACAGAUGCUCGAUGAACACGUCGCGAGCGGUCUGUCCAAGGGUAUCGAUGUCCUCAUGGACGAAGUCGAAUAUCUCUGCGCAACGGAGCAGCUUCCUACUGACUUCAACCCAAUUACACAAGUUUUUGACGCUGACACAAUCAACAAGAGGAACAGUAUGUUUGGCAUCGGCGACAUUGACGUCAGUCCUACAAAGCCAUGUUUGCACAUCAUCGAUAUCGUGGACAAACACGUAGGCAUGUUGCAGGGAAGUACGGACAAGAGCCUGAUCGAUGUAUUCGUGCAAGAAGUCAGCCAGCGGCUCUUCCAAACACUGGUAAAACACAUCAAAAGACAAAGAAUUAGUCCGCUUGGUGCGAUGCGGCUGCUCUCUGAUCUUACAGCCUACACGGCCCAUAUAUCCUCAUAUCGCAACCCCAAUCUAACCAUCUAUUUCAACGCGCUUCGCGAAGUCUCACAAAUCUACCUCUUCGAAGGCAGGACGGAUAAAGAGAUUGAGGAGAUGAGCAGUAUAAUCACGGAUGCGGAGAGGUACAGAGGUGUAUUCACGGUUGAGGAAGUGGUUGAGUUCGCGGAACGCAGGAGUGACUGGCUGGCUAUACGGACGAAGGUCGAAUCACGAGUUAAAGGGGAGAGUUGUAGCGUUAUGUAG
Lithohypha guttulata is the source of this 2703-nucleotide messenger RNA. RefSeq names its product F-box protein: endocytic membrane traffic, recycling ReCYcling 1 (gene RCY1). The record is from RefSeq and is a predicted model, not a curated record. Lineage: Eukaryota; Fungi; Ascomycota; Eurotiomycetes; Chaetothyriales; Trichomeriaceae. Gene Ontology annotation, cellular component: cytoplasm; exocyst. Gene Ontology annotation, molecular function: protein binding. The coding region runs from base 1 to 2703 and encodes 900 amino acids. Gene Ontology annotation, biological process: exocytosis; Golgi to plasma membrane transport. The transcript has 2 exons.